AUGACGGACGAAAGCUUAGCAUCUUUUCACCGGAAUCGAAGGAGAUUGCCUUGGAAACAGCGUCAGCAUGAAUCUUCCAGCAAAGCCAAUCAACAGCUGGUCAAGAGGAAUCCACCGUCGUCUUCUGGUGGAACCAACAUUCGAAUCUCUUCGCCCAGCACUUUCACUCGAAAUGGAAGUAAGCUCAACAAUUAUGAAACAAGAGAUUCCUCGGAGCCCAACUUUUCUUCGGCUAUCCCUAAGCCAAAUCCCAACUGA
Molecule: messenger RNA, 258 nt
Organism: Protopolystoma xenopodis
Lineage: Eukaryota; Metazoa; Platyhelminthes; Monogenea; Polystomatidea; Polystomatidae
Source: the annotation of a GenBank genome assembly